AUGAAGUUCACUCUCAUCCUUGCUCUCCCCGCCAUUGCCCUUGCGGCUGCCACUCCCCCGACCGUCGAGAAGAGGCAGCUUCCCAACCUUCCCGACCUUGAUCUUCCUCUCAACGUCCCAUGCCUCCUAGAGGUUGCUAACAUCCGCCGGUGCCUCCCCAACGUUGGAUCCGGAGCCACCCCUAUCGUCGGUGAUCUCCUUCAAUGUCUCUUGAGACUCCCCCUCGUUGUCGUUGCUGCUCUGGACUGCGUUGAUGUCCCCGUCAAGGCAUAG
Fusarium venenatum is the source of this 273-nucleotide messenger RNA. RefSeq lists its product as uncharacterized. The record is from RefSeq and is a predicted model, not a curated record. Lineage: Eukaryota; Fungi; Ascomycota; Sordariomycetes; Hypocreales; Nectriaceae.